Messenger RNA from Xiphophorus hellerii (green swordtail), 828 nucleotides. RefSeq names its product sperm acrosome membrane-associated protein 4-like. The record is from RefSeq and is a predicted model, not a curated record. The transcript has 3 exons. Lineage: Eukaryota; Metazoa; Chordata; Actinopteri; Cyprinodontiformes; Poeciliidae. Bases 118 to 522 code for a protein of 134 amino acids. Gene Ontology annotation, cellular component: membrane. Gene Ontology annotation, biological process: sperm-egg recognition.
UCUUUGCUUCCAGUCUCAUCACUUCUGACACCUUCACAACACAACAAGGAUCCUUUAACCUCGAGGGAAAGGAUUUAUUAUCUUUGGGAAAACCAGGAACCAAACCAAGAAACAGAGAUGGGAAAAAUCUUUCUUGCCGUUGUUGUGGCCAUCGCAUCCUUUGCUUUGGUGGAGUCUCUGGUGUGCAACCAAUGCUCCAUCAGUGUCUUCGGCUUCUGCCUGAGUAGUAGCCAAAACACUUGUCCUGACAACCAGACCUGUUACACACAGAAGAUCAGUUUUCCAGCCCUCUCAUCUUUCAGGGGCGUGAUCACUCAGGGCUGCAGGGUUGAUGACAGCAGCUGUAGCUCCAGCAACACGUCAACACUCCUGACCAUCCAAAUCAAAACUGAGGCUACCUGCUGUGGUACAGACAAAUGUAACACCGUGGACCUCACUGGCGCUGCACCAGACCUGAAGAUGACGUUCCUUGUGACCAUGGUUGGAGCCGCCAUGGCCUCCAUGUGGGGAAGCUUUUUGUAACGAAAUUACAAACACGAUCCACCCCUCUUCACUACUCCUACUUAUUUGAUUAAUGUUACAAAGAAAGAAAUCCAAAUCUUGUCCUCAAACAGCUUGUAUCCUUCCUUCAUGUAACUUACAAUUAGAUGAAGGUUCAAAUUAUUAUGGAAAUUGAAGAAUGGUAUGUUUCAUUGAAACAUUGAGCUUAAUUUUCCAUUAUGCUGUUUUGUGAUUUGUUUACUUAAAUGUAAUUAUUCCACUUACUCUUUUAUGUAUUAUCAGACAAAUUUGCCAAUGCAAAAUAAAUAAAAUAUCUGGAAAAAUCUG